This is a messenger RNA of Lampris incognitus (smalleye Pacific opah), 1660 nucleotides long. RefSeq names its product DNA primase subunit 1 (gene prim1). The coding region runs from base 60 to 1340 and encodes 426 amino acids. Gene Ontology annotation, biological process: DNA replication, synthesis of primer. Lineage: Eukaryota; Metazoa; Chordata; Actinopteri; Lampriformes; Lampridae. Gene Ontology annotation, cellular component: alpha DNA polymerase:primase complex. The transcript has 13 exons. The record is from RefSeq and is a predicted model, not a curated record.
AGAACCCCCCUUGUCAACCAGAGUAGAAACACUGUUUAAAUAGUAACAUUUCUGCAGAAAUGCUGUCCUCAGAUUAUGACCCGGCCUCUCUGCCAGAUCUAUUACCGCUUUAUUACCGACGACUGUUCCCAUUCUCUCAAUAUUAUCGAUGGUUGAACUACGGAGGAGUGCAAAAGAACUACUUCCAGAAUCGAGAGUUCUCCUUCACUUUAAAAGAUGACAUCUACGUUCGCUACCAGUCGUUCAACACACAGAAUGAGCUGGAAAAGGAAAUGCAAAAAAUGAAUCCAUACAAGAUUGACAUCGGUGCAGUAUACAGUCAUAGGCCCAAUCAGCACAACACUGUAAAAUCUGGAACCUUCCAGGCUCUUGAGAAAGAACUGGUUUUUGAUAUUGACAUGACUGAUUAUGACGAUGUCAGAAGCUGCUGCAGUGCUGCAAAUAUUUGCUCCAAGUGCUGGACACUGAUGACGGUGGCUAUCCUUAUCCUCGAUCGAGCUCUUCGAGAGGACUUUGGUUUCCAACACCUCCUAUGGGUGUAUUCUGGAAGAAGAGGGGUGCAUUGCUGGGUAUGUGAUGAUGCUGCCAGGAAGCUCUCUGCUGCAGCCCGCUCUGCUGUGGCAGAGUACCUCAGCCUGGUGAAGGGUGGGGAAGAGACUGUGCGAAAGGUUGUACUCACUGAUCCAAUUCACCCUUUCAUCCAAGAGUCUCUGGCAGUGGUGGAGCGAUACUUUCCUCAAUAUGCAGUACAGGAACAGGACAUACUGGGUAACAAGGAAUCUAUAGACAAAGUGCUGGCACUUGUUCCUGAGGAUGUUAGAAGGGAUCUGCUGCAGGAUUUUCAGAUUGAGAAAAACCCUGAAAAGCGCUGGAAACGACUCAGGGUCCUGGCUGAAAACAAACGGACUACGGCCAAGAAAGGUCACUACUUUGAGCAAGAAAUAAUGUUGCAGUACUGUUACCCACGUCUUGACAUAAACGUCAGUAAAGGGGUGAACCAUUUACUGAAGAGCCCCUUUAGUGUUCAUCCCAAAACAGGGCGCAUUUCAGUUCCCAUUAACUUAAUGGAAUUGGACAAGUUUGAUCCUUUCGAUGUGCCCACAAUCAGUCAGAUCUGUGCAGAAUUGGAUCGGCCAAGGCAGGGUGAAGAAGAGGAAGAGAAUGAGGAUACCAAGGAGAACGAAAAUGAGAAGGAUGUGGCAGAGAGACGAAAGAUUAGAGAUUACAAACGAACUAGCAUGGCAAAGUACGUGAAAUACUUUGAUCAGUUUCUGGAAGGAAUGGCUCAGUCACGGAAAGGAGAACUUCUAAGAAAGAGUGAUCUUCAGAAGGACUUCUGAAUUGGUUCAUAUACUGUCAGAAUGCCAUAAACUUUGGACAAUGCAAUGUUCACAUACUUAACAACUGUGGCAGAUACAGGUUACAUAGAAAUUUUCUUUUAUUGUUGAGUUUUGUGCUGUGGCGGAGAUGCUGUCCUUUUUUUUUCUUGAUCAAGAUAACUUCCUAUUUUUGGCUUUGGUAAAAUGCUACACCUACAGUGACAGUCUAAUAUCAAACUGAGAUGUUCAAUCUCUAUGUAUAAUUAUAAUCCUACAGUAUGUCUACCUAAUAUUAUUUUACUUGUGUAUGGUUUUACAUUAAUCAAUUUGAAAAUAAAUGA